Messenger RNA from Cladocopium goreaui, 1243 nucleotides. Lineage: Eukaryota; Dinophyceae; Suessiales; Symbiodiniaceae. The record is from the annotation of a GenBank genome assembly.
AUGUCUCAUGUAGGGAUGAAGCUGAACCCAGGAUGUGACCGCCACAUGUCGGCAGAAGGCUUGGGCCGAGCCGCGUUAGCGGCAGACUACGAGUCCAAUCAGAAGCUUCGCACGGACGAGUUGGAGGCCAUCUCCAAGGCGGUUCAGAUCGUGUCGCAGAAGCUCUCCCUGUUGGAGGUAAACUUCCAGAGCCUUUUGCAGCUGAGGAAGGCCACUUCCCUGACCCUGCUCCGCAGUGCCAAGAAUGAUGAUGUGCUCAAGGCCAAGCUGUUGGGCUUUUUGCAAGGCGAAGCACAGCGUUUGAAGAGCGCCGCGUUGACCAAUCUGCUGGAGCCAGUGGCAACAGCAGCUUUGGGCAAAGUGAGGGAGACGAUUGAAGGUGUGAUCCAACGGCUUGAGGAACAGGACAACCAGGACACCGAAAAGCAGACCUGGUGCGCCUCGGAACUCAAGAGCAACGAGAAGAAUCGCAGGUCCAAGACUGUGAUGGUGGAUGAGUUGAAUGCCGACAUCGAUCGUCUGAACACAUCGAUCAUCUCCCUGGGCGAGGACAUCGGGAGCAUGCAGAAGGACUUGUCGGAUUCCGCCGAGGCCAUGGCAAACGCCACAGAGAUCCGCCAGCAGGAAAAGUCCAUGAAUGCCGCCACAAUCGAAGAGGCCCAGAAGGCCCAAGCGGCAGUGCUGGAGGCCAUCAAUGCGCUGAAAGAGUUCUACGAGUCCAGUGGCUUGGCCUUGGUGCAGAGAAGCAAAGAACCUGCCAUGACCGGUGCCUACGGUGGUAUGACCAGCGAGACGGGUGGCGUGGUCAGUUUGUUGGAGACCAUCUCUGCAGACUUUGCGCGCUUGGAGGCAGACACCAAAUCCGAGGAGCAAUCGGCCGCUGAGGAGUUUGACAAGCUGUCCAGCGACUACAAAAUCAACAAGGCUGAGAAGGAGACCGACCUGAAGCACCUGCAGUCAACCAAGGUGGAGAAGACCUCACAACUUGCCACCAAGGGCUCAGAGCUCCAGAGUGGUGAACAGGAGCUCGCUGCAGCUCUGCAGUACUAUGAGGAGCUGAAGCCACCUUGCGUGAAGGGAGGUGAGGCUUGGAAGGAGCGUGAAGAGCAGCGACAAGAGGAGCUGGAAUCCCUGAAGAAAGCCAUGGACAUCAUGUCAGCUGCCAGCGCCUAGGACAGAUCAGUACGCAGUGAAAUCAUUGCAUCGCCACACAUCAGAUGGAGAAAAGGUUGGGAAAGCGGGC